Vigna umbellata (rice bean) is the source of this 2241-nucleotide messenger RNA. RefSeq names its product C2H2 and C2HC zinc fingers superfamily protein. The record is from RefSeq and is a predicted model, not a curated record. Gene Ontology annotation, molecular function: zinc ion binding. Lineage: Eukaryota; Viridiplantae; Streptophyta; Magnoliopsida; Fabales; Fabaceae. Gene Ontology annotation, cellular component: U12-type spliceosomal complex.
UAUAUAAUUAGAAAAAUACUAAAAGUCGGUGGCCAAGCCGUAGAGAUAUGGAGAAGUUUCCGUGAAAUUUAAUUUAUCUACUUGAUCUCGCUUAUAAUAAAAUAAUAGAAUUUGUUAAUUUAUUUAGACUGAAAGCGAAGGUGGUGGUUGAGUAAGUGCGAGGGUGAAGAUGCCAGCAAGAAAAUAUUACUGCGACUACUGUGACAAGCAAUUCCAAGACACACCAGCUGAUCGGAAACGACACGUUAAUGGUAUUCAACACCUCCAAGCCAAAGCUCGCUGGUACGAUUCCUUCAAUCAACACCACCAACAAAUCCCUAAUCCUCCCCUUUGCUUUCACUUCCUAAACACGGGUUUUUGCCGUUACGGCCACUCUUGCAAGUACCUUCAUCCCACUCCCAACAAUACUACACAGCACGCUCCAAUUCCCUUACCAGGGAAUGUGGUAGGAGUGUCAUUGGGAAAUUUGCCCCCGUCGUUGCAGCCUCCGCCGGAGGCUGGAUAUCCCCAUCUCCCCUUUGUGGAUUGGGGAUAGAUUUGCAGCUAUUGAGUCCCUGUGUGUAGGGAAGAACUCUGUUCAUUUUUCUUUGUUAUUAUUAUUAUAUUAUUAUUUAACUUUUUAUCUCCCAUCACAUAACCCCACAACUUAUUUGGAGUUUUCAUGUAUCAAACGCUAUCCAAAUCUAUCUUAAUGUUCAAUCAAUACUAAUAUAAUAUAAUUUGAUAGUGGACCGCUGAUUUUGCUUUGGCACAUUACCAAGUUAAAGGCAUGCCAGCUUCUUCAUUUGUAAGCAUUCUCCACCUCAUUAUUAUCUAAAUAUUAUAGCUUGAGGACAAAAUACUUCUGAUUGAUGUCUAAUUAAUCUUUCAAAUUACAUUUUAAUAAUAAAACAAUCCUACGAAACUUAAUAGGAAGAUGCAGUCGUAAAAUUUGUUAGGAUUAGAUCAUCUUUAUGCUUCGUUCAGGAACUAAAUUAAUAGCAACUCAUUUAAAGAACAAAUUAGUUAUUCACAUCAGACGGCUGCCUGCCUGGAAAACUUUUGGUGGCAGUCAUGUCAAAUUCAUAAAUUAUAAACAGUAGUUUUGAUUAAUAGAGUGGGCACCAAAUGUUGUCAGCUCACAAGGACACAUCUAUUGAAAAAUUGGGUAUUAAUAGCUCCACAGAACGAGUUCUUUAAUACCCAAAACAAGGUUUUGAAAAGGUAGGUUAGUGGUUGUCAAGAUUUUUAGGAUUUUCAUCAUAGUUGCAGAAUCACAAUUGUAAUUGCUUUGCUAAUUUUUGUUAGCAAUUUUUUUGUACUAUUAAAAUUGAUUGGCGACAAAGUUGACCCAUUCCCAAUUCAAGAAGACCUUGACAUGAAACUAUUGGUUGGUGACGGAGUUUACCUAUCCCCAAGUUAAAACCUUGACACGGAACAAUUAGUUGGCGGCGGAGUUGAGCCAUCCCCAAGCCAAUAUUGGUGGUGUAUAAUGUUUAAUAACCCCAUCAUUCAGCUUUGCUGUAUAUGACCGAUUCCUAAAACAAUAGUCAGAAAACAUUUGGUUUUGGACUGAAACGCUCAACAUCUUCAGAAGAAUUUAUGAAUUUAGAAUGAUGCGAAACAAUUAUGUGAAUGAAGCAUUAUAUGAUCAUGUAACUUUUAAGCUUUUUCGAUAACAGCAAAUCAUGAAACUGUUUGUGUAGCCACCAACUAGGAAGAAUAAUUUGCUUUUUCGCUGCCUGUCCAAAUUGAGGUGAAAGUGAAUGAUGCCAAGUUAUUUCACGAAAGUUAUUACUUAUUACGAUUAAUUUAGUGAUGAUAAAUUUGAAUAAUUUGCAUAAGCUAGUAUCUGCAUCCAGAGAAGGGUCCUCAACUAUGAUUUUAGCCUUCUGCUUUCCAUUUUUAGGUUUCCUUUUCAUCAUUAAAAAUGGAAAAAUGCGUCUUAGAAUGAAAUGAUGUAUAAUAAAAUAGCAUUAUAGUAUUAUGUACUGGAACCCUAUUUAGGCAAACGAAUUAUGGUUUGGGGGAAAAAGAAAUAACAUUAAAGCACACACCAUGCGACCAGAGUACCCUCAACUCCUUUCGAUCAUUAUAUAGACUCUAUUCAACAUUUGUGAUAGAAGAAUGGAUCAAACUAGAAACGGAUAGAAUGAAAAGAACACACAAAAAAAAAUAUACAAAUUAGCCUACCCUUCACUUAAAUAAGUGAGAUACACAAACUUUAAAUAUUUGAGCAUAUUCUCCAUAUAAAAAGCAGUA